Messenger RNA from Neodiprion virginianus, 2463 nucleotides. RefSeq names its product nanos homolog 1 (gene nanos). The coding region runs from base 325 to 831 and encodes 168 amino acids. Gene Ontology annotation, molecular function: mRNA binding; zinc ion binding. The transcript is spliced from 3 exons. Gene Ontology annotation, biological process: oogenesis; negative regulation of translation. The record is from RefSeq and is a predicted model, not a curated record. Gene Ontology annotation, cellular component: perinuclear region of cytoplasm. Lineage: Eukaryota; Metazoa; Arthropoda; Insecta; Hymenoptera; Diprionidae.
CACAAGAAAACGACAGUCGUCGACGUCUUCCAAGUGACCAGCGCCGCGUUUUUGGUGGCGGGGGGAAGGCGGGGAAGUCCUCAAAUCUCAAGUGAGGCAACGCGCCCGCUCGAAUCAGUUUCAACCGAGUUAUCGCGCUGAGUGGUUGUGUCGCGGUUUGCGUCACCUCUCGGUGAUUUUUCAUUCUUUGUUUUUCGUUAUAAUCAUUUUUUUUUCUCUUUAUUUUAACCAAUAUAUAUAUAUAUCUAUCGUGUUUUACUCUACAUUUCUAAGCACACGCAUCGAGCACUUUUCGACCAAGUUGUUUUACAUAAUACCAGCAUCAUGAAGGUUCUGGUGCCUCAGCAACUACCCAUGCCGAAUGUGUCGAAUUCCUUUUUUCCAUUCAACCCCAGCCUGGAAGAGGAAUUGAAGCGACUUUUCGCCGAUUUCACUAUCAGCCCCGAUGUCUUCACGCAGCGUAAUGAUGUGAUGGAGGAAUUCAAGCACAACGGGCAUGAUUCUGAAUACUGCCCGGAACUGGAGUCUGGUGCCGUGCCCACCCCAAAUCCGCGCAGAAGGAAGAACAAGAAACCGCUGCCGACAGAAUGCGUAUUUUGCAAGAACAACGGGGAGGAAGCACAUUACUAUCGCGGUCAUCUGCUGAAGGAUGCCGACGGCCGAGUAAACUGCCCCAUUUUAAGGGCUUACACGUGUCCGAUAUGCGGUGCGUGCGGGGACAUUGCUCACACAAUCAAGUAUUGUCCAUUGAACAAAAACCCGGAGGCAGUGGCGACAGUGAACGCGUUGAAAGUGUUGCGAAAUUCGACUGGAAAACGCCGUUCGAAGUAGCUUCGAGAUCCCCCAAUCAUCCGCAUCACCGUCAUCCUGAAGAACGAGUCGCGCUGCGCUGCCGUGUGAAUACCUUCUUUCUGUUGGACCAGCGACUGCAGUAUCCGCCUUAUUUUUUUUUACCUCGAGCAUGAACCAAAGAUAUUUUUCGAAGUCUAUAGACUACCCUGAGACGCUGAGAUAAUCAUUCGCAAUCUUACAAUCUCGUGAAACGCUCUUGCUUUGGCUUCAGCAAAAACGUUUCAUGCCAUGGUUUAGGAUUUCGAACGAAUUGCGAAAAUCUCUGGACUCUGGGUGCGCCUUAUUUCCCUUUCCGCCUAUGAAUAAAGUUCGAAAUAUACCUACGGUUGAUUCCUGUAGUUAUAUUUUGUAACCUUGAUUCAUUCUGACUUCUUAUUUAUCUUCAGUAGUCAUGGGUUGAGAUAAAUUUCGCUGGCAUAUCGUUUUCAUUGUCACACUAUUUUUAAUCUUAUUAUUUUCACACGACAACGUCCGCGAAGCUGUAAAUACGAACAUACGAGUCCGAUAGUCAAAUCUGGGCUACGGCAAAUACGUGAACAAAAAAAAAACUGCUUCGAAAAUCAUUCGAAACCAAUCAGGUAUCAUCAUCUUUUAAACGUUAAGAUCAGUAGUUUUCGUUACGUUACUUUUCUAUGCAAAAUAGAAAGAACAAAAUAUCGAAGGUUUAUUAUGAUGAAUAGCUAAAGAACGCAACUAUCUUUAUGACAUAUAAGUAAGAUUUUCUACAUUUAAAAACAUUUUUUUCCAACAACUGAUCAUGGUUUACAACAUGACAAGAAAAGAGCGACAAUCACGACGUUGUUUGAUAAUUUUUCAAUACAUACUACUUUCAUUCUAAUCAUGAUUUUACAAUCUCCCCGUACUUACGCCAUAUGAUUAUAGGGCGGUAGGUUUUACGUAAAUCGCGCGUACAGAUCAGAACACAUGCCUGUGCUUGCAGUCAUAGUAAAUCGAGAAUCUUUCAUAUGUACACAACACCGCGCGCGAUAUUGCUGCUAAGUAUCCAUCAAAACAUCAUCCAAAAAUACAUAACCAGUUUUUUUUUUUCAAAAACUUGAACAGUAUUCUACUCUCAAAUUGGAAAAAACUCUGAAAUAACCCAAGUUGAAGAUAGAAAAUAAAAUAAUCCCGACCUCUGUUUCAAUCGUCUAUUGCGCAAGCGGAGUAACGACGCGAUUUGGUAUUGUUCUUUUAUUUAUUAUGUUAUAAUAUUUAUUAUAUAUAUAUAUAUAUUUAUAUAUAUAUAUUACUACCAUUGAAAUCGGGUUUAAAAAUUCUCAUUCCCAAAUCGCCAUUUCCUCGUUCCCACCACUAAUCUUCCGCUGCCGUUCGAAAAUAUGGCCAAUUUUCGAAUCCCUUGCCCCAUUUGCCCCCCCCCCCCCCCCCCUCCCCCCCCUGCCGCGACCCCUGAUUUUAUCAAGUGACGAUUUUCUUUUGUGAUUGAGUGAAUUUUUUACUCUGAUUUCAUCCCUUAAAUAAUGUCAACUUGCGUCUUAGUCCGUGACGAUUGAUGCAGUCUGUAAUGGGAAGGGUAAACGUGUUUUUUCUUUUCGUGUUUAAGCGGAAUCGAUAAAUCAAAAGUAUUGUAUUGGUAUGGGUGAUAUUUUUUCU